AUGGCCGAGGACUCGCCGAAGCGGCGCAAGGCGAAUUUCAACGAGGCGGAGACGGAGGUGCUGAUCGAGCAGGUGCUGAAGCACGAGCAGCUGCUGUUCGCGGCGGGGCCGGGCCGCGCCUCCCCGGGCCAGAAGCGGAAGGUGUGGGAGCUGAUCCGGCACAAGGUGAACCCGGUGGCCGCCUGCCCCCGCGACGUAGAAGACCUGAAGAAGCGCUGGCGGGACCUGAAGCGCCGCGACCGCAGCAAGCUCUGCCGCCUCUCACAGGGCUGCGGGCCGCCGGGCCCCGCCGCCCCCCUCGGCCUCCUCCUGGCCCCCGAGGAGAUGCCGCCCGCCGCCGCGCCGCCCGGCCGCCGCCACCACCUCCACCACCACCGCGCCUACGGCUCCCUGCUGCCCGCCGAGGCCGUGCCUAUCGUGGGCGGCAUCGACACGCUGGAGCUGCCCGGCGCCGUCGUGGGGGAGAUGGGUGAGUGCCGGACCGACCCCCGCGGCGCUGACCCGGACCCUCCGCCCGGCCGACCCCCGCCGCGGCCGCGGGAGCCCCGGCGGCCGCUUCCUCGGUCUCCCGGGGGAGGAACGGCGCAGACCCGCUGCCGCAGCAGGUUCCCCGGUCGCUGUGUGCGCGCAGGGGGCUGCGGGUACCAGCCUCGCUUGAAAAUGUCUGGUUCGGAUAACUACCUUCUCUCCUCGGAAGUGCAAAAUGUACAUGCACACGGACAGAACAGGGAGAUUUCCUGCCGUAGGUCACAAAAGUGGAUCGAAACAGCACGUAAGAGGUUUAAUGACAAUCCUGGCCCAUCUCAUCAAUCCGGUCUUGAGAAGAUGAACCUCAAAGAAGAAAUAGUAGUGAAGGUGGUAGAGCCAGAAGAAAGCUCUGAGGACAUGGCGGUAGUUCCACCUAGCCAGGAGCAACUACCUUUUCUGGGGACAUCAGGCGGUGGUUCCUCUGGGAAAGUAAAAGCCAAAACAAAAGGCAGGUCCCAGGCAGACCAAAAUGAAAUAACUGAAGAGGACCUAGUGCAGAUUCAGCAGACCCAGAUGCAGGUGAUCCAGUCUGGCUUUGACAGUGUCAACCACAAUCUUAGGCUGCUGCAGCAAGGCAUGCAAGAUCUGAGUAACAGCCUCAGCAUCAUGGCACAUACGCUUGUUGCUAUCAAAAACGUCUAUGUGAAAAACAACACUGGCCCAACCACGUACGCCACUGCCUCUACUCAGACCACAGCUGGAUACCUGAGCCCGGGUUCCCCCCAGGUCUCCCCCGCUGAGGACAGAGGUAGAGCACAGGUGGCUGGAAGCAGUAGCAGAAGCAGCAGCUGCAGCUCCAGCUCCAUGUCACAAGAACCAGGUCCUUCCGAGUUUCCCAGGCCCCCCCUGAGAACCAUUAAGAAAGAACAUCCAAAUGGCUGCUACUACUUCUGCUUUGCAGAUGUGUAAAAAACUUGAAUAUAUGUAAAGUGACUGUGGUGUUAGGUGCUGUUGUAUGUUCUGCUCCGGCUUGUGACUUCAAAGGAGCAAAAUGGACUCACCUCCCACAUUUUUCCCAGUGGGAAACAUUUCGCUAUAGGUGGCAUUAAACACUAAUUACCGGUCUCCUGUUUGUUAACUCUGUUGCAAUUGGCUAAUAAUUUUCUUCUGUUCUCUUUAUUCUCUUACUCUCUUAAAAAAACCAAACAAACAAACAAAAAAAACCCCCUAGAUUUAUUUUGACUAAGACUCUUGUCUGUAUCAUCCUUUGUUUAAUGUGACCUUCUGAAAAAUAAAAGGCAUGAGAGUGGGAUAAAAAAGUAACAUUAUGGUUACUGACCAGCAGGAGCUGUCUUCCACAAGUUGCUCAGUUUUUUUGAUUAAACAAAAAACCAACUACUUCUGAUGUUUAAGUACUUGCUUCUUCUAAGAAUUAACAGUGUCUGGGGUGUUUGCUUGGUUGUUGUUGGUUGGGGUUUUUUUUAAGUCUGAGCUGGGCAAGGCAUCACAGGAAGAGUUUGACAUAACUGCUUAACUCUAGGAAUGGUUUAGGACUGAGCUGUUGAUUCAUGAAUGUACUCCUGAGAAUUCAUACAGCAUUGCUCCACCUGGCUGUUGUUCAUUCCCAGCUUGUCAAAUGCACCUUCUCCUCAGAGGCAUUUUGUUUUACUGCACUAGCAGGGUAGGCUUUUUCUUGUCACAUGAUUAAAACAGAGAAAUACAGCAAAAAGUAGUAAUUGGAGUGAUGCCUGGUUUUGACAUAGAAUAAUUUUUCCCCAUACGGUUUAUAAGCAGGCUCUAUCUUCACCAGAUUUUGCAAGCCUUCUGGAAUCAAUACCACAGUAUUUUAAAUAUAGAGAGCAAAAAAGUUUCCGUAUUGUUUUACAUGAAACAGAAGUUAGAUGUGCAGGAGGCAGGGGCUGACUUCACUCCAGACAAGAGCCAAGUGCUCCUGCAUAGUUUAUGAAGCUUUAAUUUUCACCAAGCUGAGAGAUGAAUAAAAUCUUCCGUUCUCUUAACUAUAUAUCCAAGGAAGAAGAAAGGGAAGGAAGAGUUGGAGCAAAAAGUAACCUGUUAAGUGUCAACUCUGAAACAAGCACAAAGAAAUCAUUUUAUCCUAAUGUGAAAAAGAAAAAUCUCCUUUUC
Molecule: messenger RNA, 2613 nt
Organism: Grus americana (Whooping crane)
Lineage: Eukaryota; Metazoa; Chordata; Aves; Gruiformes; Gruidae
Exons: 2
Coding region: 1-1437 (478 amino acids)
Cellular component (GO): nucleus
Source: RefSeq, a predicted model, not a curated record